Molecule: messenger RNA, 2604 nt
Organism: Triticum aestivum (bread wheat)
Lineage: Eukaryota; Viridiplantae; Streptophyta; Magnoliopsida; Poales; Poaceae
Product: DYRK-family kinase pom1
Exons: 8
Coding region: 177-2309 (710 amino acids)
Biological process (GO): peptidyl-threonine phosphorylation; peptidyl-serine phosphorylation
Molecular function (GO): ATP binding; protein serine/threonine kinase activity
Source: RefSeq, a predicted model, not a curated record
UGCGGCCUCGCCCCUGUCCUGCUAGUGCUGUCCAGUCUCUCGGUGCUUUGCUUCGCUCUCGUCGCAGUCGCGUCGCGUGCCGCGGUACCCGCUCGCCUCGCCUCGCUUCGCUUGGCUUCAAAUGGUGGCCGUGGCGGCGCAGGGUCAGCGGCGGGCGCACGAGUGAUUCGCUGGCCAUGGCGCGCGGCGCGGAGGAGGCCGUCGGCGUCGUGGGGAUGGGGUUCCCCGCCGACGCCGGCCACGGCCUCGCGCUGCGGCACGGCGUCCUCGCGGGGAGGCGCGGCGACGAAUCCGCCGACUCCGACGACCCCCGCCUCCCGCCGCUGCGUCUCGGCGCCUCCUACUACGCCUCCGACGGGGCCGGGGCCGCGCUCGCCAGCCCCGCCUCCAGCUCCUCCUCCGACGCCUUCCUCAGCACGACCUCCACGCCUUCAGGGCUGCUGAAUCCGUACGGGGUGUGGUCGCCGCCACGCGCGCCGUCGGAGGCGUCGGAGUUCGGCACCGCGCGCGAGUACGACACCACCGACCUCUUCUUCGGCGAGAACUGGCUCUACGACGACCUCCUGUUCCACCGCGAGCCGGAGAUCAGCGGUAAGAGCGGCGACGGCGACGGCGACGAGGAGGACAAGUUCAUUGUUGACCCCGACGUCGGCGAGAUUGGCGACGACAGCAGCCGACGCCACGAGCGCAGCAAGAGCAAUGCAGAGGCGUAUACGUCACCGCCCUGCAGUUGUUGCCACGGCGAAAUGGAGCACAAGAAUGGUCGGGAGUUUGCGAGGGAUUCUUGGUCUGCUGUGUACGGGAGGUAUCAGAUCAUGGACGACCUGACGGAGGUGCUUGAUGAGUGCGGUGCAGACGCGCACCAGUUCAGGCGCAAUGUGAAUGACGAUGCCACACUCAAGGGCGGUCCGUUAGUGGAUUCCAGGAGUGGAGAUGACCAGGAGUUUGAUCUCAGUGCGCUGGAGAAGGAGCUUCAGGUGCUCAGUCCGUACUUGUCUGAAGACGCAAAUGCUGCUAACAACCAUAGGUUUAACCAUGACUUCAGAGUAAACGAUGAACUAAAUAUUGACCUUAUAACAGAUGACAAAAUUGUCGAUGACAAGGAAUUUCUAAAGGAUAGUUACAGCGUGCACCCUUUUCCUGAGAUUAGUAUUCCUGAAGAUAUUUAUGGGAUGGAGGACUUCGGGCCAGCGGAUACAAAUGUUCAAAAUGCUGCUCAUAGUAUCGAUGAAGGUCCGAAAACGGAGAUUGAUCUUGCAAGCUCUAUUUUUCAUCAAGAAUAUGAGGAAUUUGAGUUGAGGAUUUUCCACCGGAAGAACAGGACUGGCUUUGAGGAAAACAAAGAUUUUCCUAUUGUGGUAGAUUCAGUUGUUGCCGGAAGAUAUCGCAUCACUGAAUAUCUUGGUUCCGCUGCAUUCAGCAGGGUCGUACAGGCACAUGAUCUUCGCACAGGAAUGGAUGUCUGCCUUAAAAUAAUUAAAAAUGACAAGGAUUUCUUUGAUCAGAGUUUGGAUGAGAUAAAGCUCCUUAAGUUUGUAAAUAAACAUGAUCCGGCAGAUGCACAUCAUAUAUUGCGCCUAUAUGAUUUUUUCUACUAUCAGGAACAUCUUUUCAUUGUAACCGAAUUGCUACGGGCAAAUCUAUAUGAGUUUCAGAAGUAUAACCAGGAGUCCAGUGAUGAGGUCUACUUUUCAUUGCCCAGAAUACAGGCUAUAGCUCGACAGUGCUUAGAAGCUUUGGUGUAUUUGCAUGAUUUAAAUAUAGUUCACUGUGACCUGAAACCAGAGAACAUCCUUAUGAAGAGCUACAGCAGAUGUGAAGUCAAGGUUAUUGAUCUUGGAAGCAGUUGCUUCUUGACAGAUAACUUAAGCCUAUACGUCCAGUCACGUUCUUACCGUGCUCCUGAGAUUAUUUUGGGUCUUCCAUAUGACCAGAGGAUUGACAUUUGGUCUCUUGGAUGUAUAUUCGCCGAACUGUACUCUGGUGAAGUGCUCUUUCCUAAUGAAGCGGUGUCAACAAUUCUUGCUCGGAUGAUUGGAACAAUUGGCCCAAUUGACACGCAGAUGCUUGCGUUGGGACAGGAGACUCCGAAGUACUUUACAGAAGAGUACGACCUUUUCCACAAGAACGAGGAGACGGGUCAGCUGGAGUAUUUGAUACCAGAGAAAUCCUCCUUGCGGCGCCACUUGCGAUGCCCCGACUCCAAGUUUGUUGAUUUCCUGUCCUGCCUGCUGCAAAUCAACCCCAGAAAGAGACCAACAGCCAGGGAAGCGUUGCGGCAUCGAUGGUUUUCACACAAGUAUCGUUGAGCUGCCAAUCAAAGACCGUUCUUCACAUGGAGGGGACAUUUUCGCAGUUCCCCGGAUCAUGAAACGACAUGUUUCUUUUCUUCCUUUUGCAACUGGGUUUUUGUUUGUGUGCCUUCUUUUUUGCCAGGCAAUCCUUGGCCUGCUUUGCUAGGUGAAUACAUACCUGCUCAUUCAUGUAAAUAUGAGAAAAGGUUCCUGCCUGUACAGCUGGCGUUUACUCUGAUGGACCUUUUUAAAAUACUACUCUGAUGUACUUCUAAUUCAUAAUAUAGCAAAAUCAAGUUUGGUUUAGGCA